ACGACGAAGACCAAAGAAAAAAAAAAAAAAAAAAAAUCUUAUAAACUCCAUUCUCUCUCUCUCUCUCUCUCUGAAUAUCACAGUGAAAAUUUUUCCUUUCGAAAUUGAAACACGAAGAUUGCUCUCCAAAGCGAUAAUCUUCUAUAGUUAUAGCAGCAGCAAAGACGAAGCGCGAUGGCUCUGAAUUUGAGCUUGAGGUUGAGCUUGGCUCAUCUAGCCUACGCGCUUUUGAUUUUUCUCUACUGUUCUUCUUCUUCUUCUUCAUCCUCAGCCGUUGAUCUCCUCCAAGGCUCAACCAAUCCUCGCCGUCCGAUGAUCCUCCCUCUCUAUCUCUCUUCCUCUAAAACUACCUCCUCCUCCACCUCCGAUCGCGUCGUCGCCGAUCACAAUCGUCGCCAGCUCCGCAACUCGCCGCCUCCGCCGAACGCUCGCAUGCGACUCUACGACGAUCUCCUUGCGAACGGUUACUAUACGACGAGGCUAUGGAUUGGAACGCCACCACAGGAAUUCGCGCUGAUUGUGGAUACUGGAAGCACUGUGACCUAUGUUCCGUGCUCGAACUGUGGACACUGUGGGAAACAUCAGGAUCCCAGGUUCCAGCCAGAGUUGUCUGGUACAUAUCAACCAAUGAAGUGCAGCGUUAGUUGUAAUUGUGACAGUAAUGAUGCUCAAUGCACUUACGAGAGACGGUAUGCUGAGAUGAGCUCUAGCAGUGGGGUGCUUGGUGACGAUGUUCUUUCCUUCGGCAAUGAAAGUCAACUUGUGCCUCAGCGUGCUGUUUUUGGUUGUGAAAUCAAGGAAACCGGUGAUCUUUACACCCAGCGUGCUGAUGGCAUCAUGGGUUUAGGACGGGGUCGGCUUAGUGUGAUGGAUCAACUAGUGGAUAAGGGUGUUAUUAGUGACUCAUUUUCGUUAUGUUAUGGUGGGAUGGAUGUAGGUGGGGGUGCUAUGAUUCUUGGCGGCAUUUCUUCUCCUCCUGAUAUGGUAUUUACCCAUUCAGACCCUUAUCGCAGUCCAUAUUACAAUAUCGAUUUGAAGGAAAUACUUGUUGCUGGGAAGAAAUUGAAGUUAAAGCCAAGCGUCUUUGAUGGAAGGCAUGGAACAGUCUUGGAUAGUGGAACUACAUAUGCCUACCUUCCAAGAGAAGCUUUUCUUGCAUUUAAGAGUGCUGUGAUGAAGGAAACUCGUUCCCUCAAACAAAUCCAUGGUCCAGAUCCAAAUUUUAAUGAUAUUUGUUUUUCUGGUGCUGGAAGGGAAGUUUCCAAACUAUUGGAAGUUUUUCCUCAGGUUGAUAUGGUAUUCAACAGUGGAAAAAAGUUGUCACUGUCUCCAGAGAACUACUUGUUCCGGCAUACAAAGGUUAGUGGUGCAUAUUGCUUGGGAAUUUUUCAAAAUGGAGAUGAUGCAACUACUCUUUUAGGAGGGAUUGUUGUUCGUAACACCCUUGUGACUUAUGAUCGUGAGAACGAUAAGAUUGGCUUCUGGAAGACCAAUUGUUCUGAAUUAUGGAAGAGUUUGCAUUACAUUGAUCCUUCAACCCCAUCUCCUUUGCCACCAAAAAGCCAGAGUACAAAUGUAAGCAUUCCUCCUACUGUAGCUUCUGGUGGAUUGCCUCAUGCCCCAGCCCCAGCCCCAGAUGGAUUGCUUCAUGCUGUUUUUCCAGGUGAAUUUCAAAUUGGACUGAUAACAUUUGAUAUGAGUCUUAGCAUCAACAACUCCUAUAUGAAACCCAAUAUUACAGAGCUUACCGAGUUUAUUGCCCAGGAGCUAGAUGUUAAAGCUUCUCAGGUUCAUUUAUUGAGCUUCAACUACAAAUCAAAUGUUUCCCUUUUCAAAUGGGCUAUCUUCCCAGAUGAAUCAGCUGAUUACAUAUCUAAUACCACAGCGAUGAGUAUAAUUCAGCGCUUAAGGGGACAUCAUAUGCGACUUCCUAAGAAAUUUGGAAGUUAUCAGCUUGUUGAAUUGAAUGUUAAGCCCCCAGUGAAACCAACUUGGUGGAAACAAAACUAUUGGGCAGUGGCUGUUGGAGCAUUAGUUACCCUGGUUCUUGGACUUUCAAUUUUUGGGGCAUUGUUAAUUUGGAGAUCUAGACACACAGAAUCUAGUUCAUAUGAGCCUGUUAAUGCCGCUGUUCCAGAGCAAGAGCUUCAGCCACUUCAAACUUCAACAGGGCUUGAUGGUUUAUAGUGUAUAUAGUCUUCUUAACUUAGUGGGUAAUUAUUGUUCUGGAUAGCAUCAAAUUUGACUAUUCAAGCUAUUGAUUUCAAGGUGACGGAAUCAUUGAUCCCUCCAUUGUUGUAUAAUGAAAAAGAAAAUGAAAAAGCGGAUAGAAAAAGUAGUUGCUGAGGAAAAGAUCAUAGUUUUUGACAUUAAUGUAUGUAGAAAGUUACAUUUUGAUCGAAUAAAACAAUUACAAGAUAUUGUCAUUAUGCAAAAUAA
This is a messenger RNA of Quercus lobata, 2439 nucleotides long. Its product is annotated as aspartic proteinase CDR1-like. The transcript is spliced from 12 exons. The record is from RefSeq and is a predicted model, not a curated record. Gene Ontology annotation, molecular function: aspartic-type endopeptidase activity. The coding region runs from base 175 to 2187 and encodes 670 amino acids. Gene Ontology annotation, biological process: proteolysis. NCBI's taxonomy places the organism in Eukaryota, Viridiplantae, Streptophyta, Magnoliopsida, Fagales, Fagaceae.